This is a messenger RNA of Plectropomus leopardus (leopard coralgrouper), 2268 nucleotides long. The record is from RefSeq and is a predicted model, not a curated record. Lineage: Eukaryota; Metazoa; Chordata; Actinopteri; Perciformes; Serranidae.
GAAAUAUGAGGAGAUCAUUUCCAAAAGUGAUCUGAACCAAUCAGGAUCUCCUGCAGUCUACCAGCUGAAACCAAAGAAAGAGAAUAUUGGGACUCUGACAAGAAUGACUGUUGGUGAAAAAAAUCCAAACAAGAUAAAUAAAACCAUCUUGUUUGUGGGAGAAACAGGAGCAGGAAAAUCUACUCUGAUCAAUGCUCUGGUCAACUACGCCAUGGGAGUGAAGUGGGAGGACGAUAUCUGGUUUCAGAUCGUAGAGGACGAGAAGAAAAGUCAAUCAAAGAGUCAGACAGCAGAUGUGACUGAGGACGAGGAGAAAAGUCAAACAGAAAGUCAGACAGCAGAUGUGACUGAGGACGAGGAGAAAAGUCAAACAGAAAGUCAGACACCAGAUGUGACUGAGGGCGAGAAGAAAAGUCAAACAGAAAGUCAGACAGCAGAUGUGACCGUGUACGAGAUCUUUGGUUUUGAAGGUAAAACUCUGCCCUACUCUCUGACCAUCAUCGAUACUCCUGGAUACGGAGACACCAGAGGGACCGAACACGAUGCCAUCAUCAGUGAAAGAUUAUUAGACUUGUUUCGCUCAGACGAUGGAGUUCAUGAGGUUGAUGCAGUCGGUCUGGUGAUAAAAGCGAGCGAGAAUCGACUGAAUGACCGACUGACGUACGUCUUUAAUUCAGUGGUGUCUCUGUUUGGAAAAGAUAUGGAGAACAACAUUGUGGCGCUCUUCACACACUCAAACGGUGUGACUCCUGAAAAUGUCCUGAAAGCUCUCGAGACUGCAAAUAUUAAAUGUGCCAAAGAUGAGAACAAGACGAUUCAUUUCAUGUUUGAUAACUGCAGGGGCACACAGAGAACAGAGGAAAAUACGCUUUCUCUAAAACAUCUAUGGGCCUUAACAGACGCCCAAAUGGGUAAAUUCACUGGUUUCCUGGAAGUAUGUUCCCCUCAGAACCUGACGGCAACUGUUGAAGUGUUGAACAGUCGCAUCAGACUGACAGCCUGCAUCCACAACCUGCAGGAGAGAAUUGAGUUUAUUGACGUGAAACAGGAAGAAAUCCAACAGACUGAGGAAGCUCUGAAGAAAUAUGAAGCAGAGAUGAAGAACAAUGAAAACUUCACUGUAGAAGUCAAUGAGGUCUUCAAAGUUAAAGAACCUGUCAGUGAGCGGAGGUGGUGGGCUUUUGGGUUAAAUUAUGGAGGAGCUGUCUGCUGCACCGUCUGCAAGGAGAACUGUCACUUUCCAUGCACACUGGCCUGGUAUCCAAAACACUGUGAGGUCAUGGAAGAAAAAUGCACCGUGUGUACCAAGAAGUGUCCUGUAUCAGCUCAUGUGAAAGAAAAACAGUGCACUGUAUGUGAAGAUGAGUGUUGUGUACCACAUCAUGUUAAAGGAAAACAGUGCCCUGUGUGUGAGGGAAAGACCAAUGAAUCAGAUCAUGUUAAAAAAAUGUGGAGGUAUGCGAUGAAGACAAGGAAAGUUCAGAAGACCAAACAAGACAUCAUAGACAAGUAUUACAAGGGUAAAGCCGGCUGUGACCAGUCAACGAGCCUUUUGGAAACUCUCCAGAAGAAGAAAGAAGAACUUGAGAAAGAAAAAGAUCAGUUGUUGGAGGAGUCCUUCCAACAUGUUGUCAAACUGGAGCAGAUGGCCCUAAAUGUUAAUUCAGUGUCCACUUAUGUCCACCUGGGCUUCCUGAUUGAGAAGAUGAACGACAAAGGGGAAACAGAGAAGGUCCAGAGACUGGAAGAGAUGAAACGUCGAAUGGAUGAAGAUAAAGGAACAGAAGCAGCAUCCUGGUACAGCUUUGGUAGAAUAAAAGCAGUCGGUAAAGCAGUCGGUGAAGCAGUCGGUGAAGCAGUCGGUAAAGCAGUCGGUAAAGCAGUCGGUAAAGCAAGAAAGAAGUAAGUUUUGGGUGACCAGAGUGAUUGUGAGCAGACAGCUGUGUAGAAAACAAGAUCUACACUGAUGAUGAAAUUCACUCUUCGUCUAUUUGCUGUGGUGUUGAUGUAAUAACUUCAUGAUAAAAUCUAAAUGUAAUCACCUUUGAAAGUUUCCAAAGUUUGCCCUCUGUGUGAUGCAGCGACUGUUUCUGUUCUUCCAGUUUAACAGCAGUAACUUCACCGUUUCACUCCUUAUCUGUUAACUGUGGUGUUGAUGUAAUAACUCCAUAAGAAACCUCACUUUGUUUUGUGUUGUUAUGGUAACUUCACUGUACAGAUCACAGAAUAGUUUUUAACAACUGCUCUGAUUUUAAUGAAGUGAGGACG